Erigeron canadensis is the source of this 889-nucleotide messenger RNA. RefSeq lists its product as uncharacterized. Bases 149 to 553 code for a protein of 134 amino acids. NCBI's taxonomy places the organism in Eukaryota, Viridiplantae, Streptophyta, Magnoliopsida, Asterales, Asteraceae. The record is from RefSeq and is a predicted model, not a curated record. The transcript is spliced from 7 exons.
UACUUUCAAAUAAAACUAUAUGUUUAUUGAUAUUCUUAGUAUUUGCAUGUUUUGUUUAACUUAUCUAAAAUAUAUAAUGUACUUUUAGUACUUGGAAAAGCGUGUAGGGACUUGCAAGCGUUUUGAGCAUAAGAAAUUUAAAAAUGAAAUGUUUGGCAUACUUAGUGGAUGUCCUAAAGGCAAGGCGACCACUAUUGUUCUUUGUGGAGAAGACAAGCUUGUUGAAGAAGCAAAGGAGUAUUUUCUUGAUAUGAUCCCUGGGGUGAGGGCUGAAAUGAAGGAAAACGCAUUAGUUGCUGGUGGUUCUGCAUUAUAUGACAAAAUAAUCAAGUAUGUAUGCAGUGAGGCAAACCGUGAAGAAGACGCAAACUCAAAACUAAUUAUGGAAACAUUUGCCGAAGCAAUUCGGGCUCUUUCAGUCAAAUACACAAGUCAGGAAAAUGCAGGUGCUCUUGGUGAGGGUGACACUUUGUGGGAGCCAUCAUCUGUAAAGAGUUCUGCCAUUUAUCUUGCUGUUCAUGCUGCCUGUCAUCGCUUUUCAUCUCUCAAAUAGAUGAUGGAGCGACAAGUUCAUAACGGAAGACAAAACGAGAAAGAGGAAAAGAUGCUGAGCUGGUUUGAAGAUACUACCGUAGUACCGCGACAAUGUUUAUGUGCUUAUAUUUAGUAUUUAUCAUGUUGACUUUGACUAAUUACCUACUUAAUCACUUCCUUGUGAAGCACAAUUGGUUAUAUACUACUCCCAAAGCCCUUUAUUAUGUAGUCAUUUUUAUCUAGAUAUGCAGUAUUUACCUUUUGAAGUAUUUUGUGGGUUUUCCGAAUCUUGUAUGUUGUCGGCGGAGCCAUGGUUUUGCUAUUAUGCUAUACCAUUGUCAUGGUUUUGUGCUUG